UGAUAUGUAUUCGUAUUAGGCUAAACAUUAAAAGCUAAAUUCUAAUUCUUUUACUUCUAGGCUUCGUAGCCUACUGCAUGCUCGUGUUCUUGACGUCGUGAACCCACGCACAGGCAACACGAUUCAUGUCUUCUGUUUUAUUGGGGCUAGUUACUGUUUAACAUCUCCACCCAACUUUCAGUUUGUUUAGUAAAUCGAUCUAAUGAGAGGCUCCCCCAACACUACCAAAAGUAUUAUCCAAUGACAUGUUAAACACUUCAUGUACUCGAAUUUGCCAACAGCGAAACAUCAUAUUUAUAAGCAUAAAAGUUUGACCCAUGUUCGUUUGGGUUUUGGUGGAUUAAUGCAAAUCGUUGUUGGACGUGGAGAAGAAAACAUGCCGACAGAGCCCAGCAUCAGUCAAGGAGAAAAUGGCGUGAGCUCCAACUGCGCAAUCUGUGGCGACAAAGCCACAGGUAAACAUUAUGGCGCGUCUAGCUGUGAUGGCUGCAAAGGCUUCUUCCGCCGGAGCAUCAGGAAGAGCCAUGUCUACUCCUGCAGGUUUAAUCGUCAAUGUGUUGUUGAUAAAGACAAACGGAACCAGUGCCGUUUCUGCAGACUUCACAAAUGCUUUCGAGCUGGAAUGAAGAAAGAAGCUGUGCAGAAUGAGCGGGACCGUAUCAGCUCUAGGAGGAACAUGCAAGACUCGCAUGAUCUGCCACCAAUCACAGCCCUCGCUCAUGCAGAAGCUCUCUCGCAGCAGCAGAUCAAUGCUGCCAGCCCAAUGGGCCCUGCUGAUGUUUCAGAGAAAAAAUCAGCCACUAUCAGUGACGUCUGCGAAUCUAUGAAGCAACAGCUGCUUGUUCUGGUAGAGUGGGCUAAAUACAUCCCAGCCUUCGGCGAAUUGCCACUUGAUGACCAGGUUAGUUUAUUACGCGCUCAUGCUGGCGAGCACCUUCUGCUGGGUGUGGCUAAAAGGUCAAUGCCAUACAAAGACCUCUUGCUUCUAGGUAAUGGCUGUGUUGUCCAUCGAAACUGCCCUGAGCCGGAAAUAGGUCGCGUAUCUAACCGAGUCUUGGAUGAACUGAUAUUACCCUUCCAGGACAUCCAAAUUGAUGACAAUGAAUAUGCAGCUCUAAAGGCCAUUGUGUUCUUUGAUCCAGAUGCCAAAAGCUUAAGAGACCCCUCUAAGAUCAAGGCGAUGCGCUAUCAGGUUCAAAUGAGUCUGGAAGACUACAUUAAUGACCGGCAGUAUGACUCGCGUGGGCGAUUCGGGGAGCUUUUGCUGCUGCUUCCUACUCUGCAAAGCAUCACCUGGCAGAUGAUUGAGCAGCUACAGUUUAUCAAGCUUUUUGGUCUUGCCAAGAUAGAUAACCUGCUGCAGGAGAUGCUUCUUGGGGGUUUAACCACAGAACAACCUCACUUAUAUCACAAUGGUCACCCUCAGGUUCCAUUAACAGGACAGACUAUAGUCAUUAGCUCCAUAGCAGGACCUGCACACUCACAGAUGGCAUCCCCAGAUACCCCUAUUCCAUCUCCCACUUCAGUACAGAACCAGGAGGCCUACAAGCCCCCCGACAGCCCGGCUCUCCUGCUAACGCCACAGCCCAUGCCAAACAGACUCUCUCCUGAGCCUCCUCUAUGAGCCUCCUCUCUAGCGCAGGCCCUGUGUGUUUGUAUAUGUGUAAAUUGUGUGAGUUACACCCUUCCCCUCCUCCAGUGCAACAUGUUUAACUGAUCCAAAGAGAACUUUACAAACACAUCCCAAAUGUAUUGUCAAAGUGGACCACCACAAAUUGAAAUAAUUAUAUUUGAAAGAUUUAUUGCUGGCAGACCUGGUUUCUCCUUAUCAGCCUACCACUGGAAAACUAGUCAAUGUAGACAAUAUUCGUUUAUUAAUAACAAAUUAUUGUCAGUUACAAGAUACUUUUUUUGUACUAUUAAAAAGUCAAGAUUUAAUUUAUUAACAAAAUUAUAUGCAACACUCAAGAAAUGUAAAUUUUUGCUUUAAAAUGUGCCCUUUAACAAUAAAUAAAUACACUUUG
Molecule: messenger RNA, 2024 nt
Organism: Rhinichthys klamathensis goyatoka
Lineage: Eukaryota; Metazoa; Chordata; Actinopteri; Cypriniformes; Leuciscidae
Gene: hnf4g
Product: hepatocyte nuclear factor 4, gamma
Exons: 10
Coding region: 260-1624 (454 amino acids)
Biological process (GO): anatomical structure development; cell differentiation; regulation of transcription by RNA polymerase II
Cellular component (GO): nucleus
Molecular function (GO): zinc ion binding; nuclear receptor activity; RNA polymerase II cis-regulatory region sequence-specific DNA binding
Source: RefSeq, a predicted model, not a curated record